This is a messenger RNA of Anopheles bellator, 3031 nucleotides long. RefSeq names its product cytoplasmic aconitate hydratase-like. NCBI's taxonomy places the organism in Eukaryota, Metazoa, Arthropoda, Insecta, Diptera, Culicidae. The record is from RefSeq and is a predicted model, not a curated record. Gene Ontology annotation, cellular component: mitochondrion; cytosol. Gene Ontology annotation, molecular function: aconitate hydratase activity; 4 iron, 4 sulfur cluster binding. Bases 200 to 2902 code for a protein of 900 amino acids. Gene Ontology annotation, biological process: tricarboxylic acid cycle; citrate metabolic process. The transcript is spliced from 3 exons.
GGCACGUAGCAGAUUAUCAGAUUAUCGACGCAGAAUCACGCUCUCCUUAUCGGCAGGUGAUUUAACAAUAGCCACCGAAGGCCAAUUGUGCUUGCGGGCACGCUACGCAACGAUUAGUGUGCCAGAGUUUCAACGAAGAAAUCCGAAGAAACCUUUCACUUUGCCUCGUGGUUGCAUUAGCAGCAUUAGGAUCUAUUAGAUGGCUGCAAACAAGAAUCCAUUCCAAAACCUGCUGAAGGAGAUCAACGUCAAUGGAGAGACAUUCCAUUACUACGAUAUAGCCUCGUUCCCCGAGUAUCAUGAGCUCCCGUACAGUGUCCGGGUGUUGCUGGAGUCGGCCGUCCGGAACUGUGACAACUUCCAGAUCCACGAGAAGGAUGUCCGCGGAAUCCUGAGCUGGAAGCAAACGAAGGGUGCACGGACAGAUACGGAGCUUGAGAUUCCGUUCAAGCCGGCACGGGUAAUCCUGCAGGAUUUCACUGGUGUCCCGGCGGUGGUUGACUUCGCGGCGAUGCGUGACGCGGUCCUCCGGUUGGGUGGAAACCCCGAUCGCAUCAAUCCGAUCUGCCCUUCCGAUCUGGUGAUCGAUCAUUCGGUGCAGGUGGACUUUGCACGCACCGAAGACGCACUGACCAAGAACCAGGACCUAGAGUUCGAGCGCAAUAAGGAGCGCUUUACGUUUCUGAAAUGGGGUGCCCGUGCGUUCGACAAUAUGCUCAUCAUUCCGCCCGGCUCCGGGAUCGUGCAUCAAGUGAACCUGGAGUAUCUGGCGCGUGUCGUGUUCCAGGACCCGGCCGGAUCGGCGGUUCGCCUACUCUAUCCGGACAGCGUCGUCGGAACGGACUCGCACACGACGAUGAUCAACGGGCUCGGUGUCGUUGGCUGGGGCGUUGGUGGCAUUGAAGCCGAAGCGGUCAUGUUGGGUCAGUCGAUCUCGAUGCUGCUGCCGGAAGUGAUCGGUUACAAGUUGGUCGGAAAGCUGAACCCACUCGUCACGUCAACCGAUCUGGUGCUAACGAUCACGAAACAUCUCCGCCAGAUCGGUGUGGUCGGCAAGUUUGUGGAGUUCUUUGGUCCGGGUGUGACCGAGCUGUCGAUCGCUGAUCGGGCCACGAUUAGUAACAUGUGCCCCGAGUACGGUGCCACGGUCGGAUACUUCCCCGUCGACAAGAACGCGCUCGAGUAUCUGCGCCAAACGAACCGUGCUGAGGACCGGAUUCAAACAAUCGAAGCGUACCUGCGGGCCACGAACCAGCUGCGCGACUUCAGCGACGCCACUCAGGAUCCCGCUUUUACGCAGCUAGUGGAGCUCGAUUUGACCACGGUUGUAACGUCGGUUUCCGGUCCGAAACGUCCGCACGAUCGUGUUGCCGUGAGCGAAAUGCAGCAAGAUUUCCGCCAGUGCCUAUCGGCGAAAGUCGGUUUCAAAGGCUUUGCCAUUCCGUCGGCGGAGCUCGGUGCGUCGGGAAGCUUCAGUUGGACCGACGGCAAGACGUAUGAACUGCGUCACGGAUCGGUCGUGAUCGCGGCCAUCACAUCGUGCACCAAUACCAGCAACCCAUCGGUAAUGCUCGGCGCUGGGUUACUGGCGCAACGGGCUGUGGCCGCCGGUUUGAAAGUCGCACCGUUCAUCAAAACAUCACUGUCGCCGGGUAGCGGUGUCGUGACGUAUUAUCUGAAAGAAUCGGGUGUCAUCCCUGCGCUGGAGGAGCUCGGCUUCAACGUCGUCGGCUACGGGUGUAUGACAUGUAUCGGCAAUUCGGGACCACUGGAUGAUAACGUUGCCAACACGAUCGAGAAGAAUGGGCUGGUAUGCUGCGGGGUGCUGUCAGGCAACCGGAACUUUGAAGGACGCAUCCAUCCGAACACAAGGGCCAACUAUCUCGCGAGCCCGCUGCUGGUGAUUGCGUACGCCCUGGCCGGUACGGUUGAUAUCGAUUUCGAGAAGGAACCACUGGGAAAGCGUCCCGACGGAUCGGAUGUGUUUUUGCGCGACAUUUGGCCAACACGCCAAGAGAUUCAGGCUGUCGAGCGGGAGCACGUUAUACCGGCAAUGUUCCGUGAUGUGUACGCCAAGGUGGAACUCGGUUCGAGUGCCUGGCAGGGUCUACAGGCACCGACCGGCAAGCUGUAUCCGUGGGACACGGCCUCGACCUACAUCAAGCACCCGCCGUUCUUCGAGGGCAUGUCCCGUGAACUACCGGCACGCGGAGCGAUCGUGGGAGCCCGUGCUUUACUCAAUCUGGGCGACUCCGUUACGACCGAUCACAUUUCGCCGGCAGGCUCGAUCGCUCGGAAUAGUCCCGCCGCACGCUACCUUUCCGAUCGCGGUCUGACCCCUCGUGACUUUAACUCGUACGGCUCACGACGCGGAAACGACGCAAUUAUGGCACGUGGAACGUUCGCCAACAUACGCUUGGUGAACCGUUUGGUUUCGGGAGCCGGGCCACGUACCCUACACAUCCCGAGCGGCGAGGAGAUGGACGUGUUUGAUUGUGCAGAACGAUACGCGGCCGAAGGGACGCCGCUGAUUGCACUCGUCGGAAAAGACUACGGCAGUGGUUCGAGCCGUGACUGGGCCGCGAAGGGACCGUACCUGCUCGGAAUCCGGGCGGUCAUUGCAGAAUCGUACGAGCGCAUCCACCGCUCGAACCUUGUCGGAAUGGGCAUCGUACCAUUGCAGUACCUCGAGGGACAGAAUGCGGAAAGUUUGGGACUUACCGGGCGUGAACUGUUUACGGUGGCCAUUCCGGAUGGAUGUCGGCCGCACGACCGCAUCACUGUGACUACUGACGGUGGGUUGAAGUUCGAGGUGAUCGUACGCUUCGAUACGGAGGUUGACUUGGAGUACUACCGCAAUGGCGGUAUUUUGAACUACAUGAUUCGCAAAAUGAUCGAUUAAUUUACUUAUUUACCAACACUUUUCCACCCAAUGUAUGACAUGAAGAUUAUGUUGUUUUUUAUAUAUAUUGUGAAAGGUACACUCAAAUCCUGAAGAGGCAAUAAAUAUAUGCGCGGUGUUUAUGAGCGG